CGGUUCUCCUUUGAUAUGAUCAGAGCAACGGGAGCGCGAUACGAUCGCUCCGGCUUUUCGCGAUCGCGUGUUGUGUAGAAACAGGAAGGAAAGGAUAGAAAAUCGCAACAAACAUGGCUGAACUUUGCAUUGCUUGUGAUGCAGACUUGCUGUGCAGUUUCCUCUCCGACGCAUAGGCACCCGAGGAGGGACGGAUGGCCGUAAAAAUAGAUUUUGCAUCUAACUUGGCUGAUGCGUGAACCCUGGCGAAAAAAUUCUACUCUAAGCUUAGGCACUGACGUAGUUGACUGUGUGUUAAUUACCGGCCAUUCGAGUAUACAAAAAAUCCGCCUUCAGAUAAUAAUUAACCAACCGACGACAGCCAGAGUUACCGUCCUCGCCAGCAGUCGACGCUCGGAAUGGAUUUUUUGCUGGGAGGCUGCGCGGCAACCUGUGCCGGUGUUUUCAGCAAUCCGUUCGAUGUGAUCAAAACCCGGCAACAACUGCAAGGUGAGCUGGUAGAUGCGGCAGAGCUUCAGCGAAAUCCGUACCGUUCGAUCCCGAAGUCGAUCGAAUCGAUCUUGAAAGCCGAAGGCUUAGCCGGGUUACAGAAAGGCCUUGUUUCGGCGUUGGCAUUCCAGUUCACGAUGAACAGUAUUCGGCUAGGGAUCUAUCAGAGUGCGGAGGACUACGAGUGGACCCGUGGCAACAGUAAAUUCGGCACUCUAAUAUACUCGAUCUUCUGGGGUGGACUAAGCGGCGUGAUUGGAGCCACUGUGGCUUGUCCACUAUACAUGGUAAAGACACAGAUUCAGGCUACUUCGCACGGUAAGUACGCCGUAGGGUUCCAGCACAAUCACACCGGGACCUUAGCCGCCCUGAGUGGGAUCUACCGGGCGAACGGAGUACGGGGACUGUGGCGAGGCUACCCGGGCAUCGUGACCCGGACAGCCAUUGGUUCAUCCGCACAGCUGGCGACUUUCUCAACGUUCAAAGAGUUUUUUGUGCAGUUCGAACUGUUUCAGCAGUCGGUAGCAUUCACCGCUUUUGCCGCCAGUAUGUUUAGUGGAUUCUUCUGCUGUGUAUUCAUGUCACCGUUUGAUGUGAUUGCUACGAGAUUAUUUAACCAAGGAGUGGACGGACGCGGCAAGGGCAUGCUCUAUACGAGCGUAUGGGACUGCUUCCAGAAAACACUGCGCGCCGAGGGUCUGCACGGUUUGUACAAGGGCUUCGUACCAAACUAUUGGCGCAUUGCACCGCACACCAUCCUGAAUUUGACCUUCUGGGAUCAGUUCAAAAGCUGGAAGGACCUGUACUACUAAGCUUGUGUGUUGCACUGAUUUUUUUAAAACUAUGUAUUAGCCUAAAGCGAGAAAAAAUAACAGAACAGAAAGAAUUUCAGCAAAGUGAUAUUAUUCAAACAGUUGUUUAAAGCUAACGAAUAAAAUGUUAAAAUGUUAAGUUAGUCGAACUCAAAACCGAACGAAAUAUAUGACGUACAUUUGCUUUUGUUAA
This is a messenger RNA of Wyeomyia smithii (pitcher-plant mosquito), 1494 nucleotides long. RefSeq names its product solute carrier family 25 member 35-like. Bases 399 to 1301 code for a protein of 300 amino acids. The transcript has 4 exons. The record is from RefSeq and is a predicted model, not a curated record. Lineage: Eukaryota; Metazoa; Arthropoda; Insecta; Diptera; Culicidae.